Molecule: messenger RNA, 1857 nt
Organism: Lycium ferocissimum
Lineage: Eukaryota; Viridiplantae; Streptophyta; Magnoliopsida; Solanales; Solanaceae
Product: aluminum-activated malate transporter 9-like
Exons: 6
Coding region: 204-1811 (535 amino acids)
Biological process (GO): malate transport
Cellular component (GO): plant-type vacuole membrane
Source: RefSeq, a predicted model, not a curated record
ACUUUUUCCUUUUAUUUUUCUUUCAAUUUUUUCUUUACUGUGAAUUUUCUUUCUCUGAACAUUAGUUCUCCUUUUUCUUCUUUCCUUAACUAAAAAGUUCUACGCUUCUUCUAGAACAAAUAUAACUAUUUAAUCAUCUCCUUUUUUUCCCUUCCUUUUUUCAGAGUCAAUAUAUAUAAUCAGACAAAAAGAAUAUCAACAAAAUGGUGACCUUAAAGAAUUUCUUCAAGAAGGCUUCUCCAGAUCACAACCAAGAAAAACUACUACCACAUGAUGAUGAUGAAAUUAGAAAUGGUUGCUGCGUGUGUUUCACUCCAUUGCAUGAAAGAUUUACAAGUUUCUUCAACAAUAUUCAAGAUUUUGCUAAGAAAGCAAUUGAGAUGGGUAAAAAUGAUCCAAGAAAGAUCAUUUUUUCCUUAAAAAUGGGAUUUGCACUAUCAUUUGUGUCUCUUCUCAUUUUCUGGAAGAAACCUACUGAUAUUGCUCAAUUUGCAAUAUGGGCAAUCUUGACAGUUCUUGUUAUGUUUGAGUUCACCAUAGGAGCAACCUUUAUUAAAGGAUUCAAUCGUGGCUUGGGAACAUUUUGUGCUGGGAUGCUUGCCCUCGUCUUUGCUCAAUUAGCAUUAUGGGCUGGAGAAAGGGAAAAAGUUGUAAUUGUUGUUAGCAUUUUCAUCGUAGCAUUUUUUGGAACAUAUUUGAAGCUAUAUCCAACAAUGGCACCAUAUGAAUAUGGAUAUCGAGUAUUUAUCUUGACCUAUUGUAUCCUCAUUGUGGCUGGAAACAGGACUAGGCAAUAUAAUGUGGCUAUUUUUACUCGUUUAGCCCUAAUUGCUGUUGGUGCUGGUAUUUGCCUGUUGAUUAAUAUUAGUAUUUGCCCCAUUUGGGCUGGUGAAGAUUUGCAUCGUUUGGUGGUUAAGAAUUUCAUGGAUCUUGCAACUUCAUUGGAAGGUUGUAUCAAUGGGUACUUAAGUUGUAUUGAGCAUGAUGAGGCUACAUCAGAAUACAAUGGCUACAAAUCUGUCCUAGAAUCCACAAGUAGAGAGCAAACACUGCUUGGAUUUGCUAUUUGGGAGCCACCUCAUGGAUGUUAUAAAUUGCACAAGAGUCCGUGGAGAGACAUUGUCAAAUUAAGCAGUGGAUUGAGGCAUUGUGCAUUCAUGGUCAUGGCAUUGCAUGGAUGUAUCCAAUCAGAAAUCCAGGCACCACCAGAAAAGAGAAAGGUUUUCCACAAUGAACUUAAGAAAGUUGGUGAAAAUGCUUCAAAAGUUCUACGCAAGCUAGGAACAAAAUUAGAGCAAAUGGAAGCAUUAAGUGAUCAUGAAAAUAUCCUAAAAGAAGUGCAUGAAACAGCACAAAACUUGCAGAAAAAAAUAGAUCACAAGUCAUAUCUCUUGGUCAAUUCAAAAAGUUGGGAAAUCGGAAAGCCAAAUAUUAAUGUCGAAGAUUCUUCAAGUGAAAAUGGUAGUGAAAAUUUGCCAUUAAGCUCUCGAUCACUCAGUGAAACAGCCAUCGACAUAAGGUCAUUACAAGCAAAUUGGCCAUUAUUGACAAAAGACUCAUCAAAUCAAUUGGUCACAAAUUCAACAUUAUUUAGAAAGCAAAACCAAUGGCCUUCACGUCUCUCACUUGUUGAUGGUGAAAUUGCUGAUACAGUGGAAAUGGAAACUUAUUUGAGUGCUAGUGCUUUGUCUUUGGCUACUUUUGCUUCACUUCUUAUUGAAUUUGUUGCAAGGCUUCAGAAUGUGGUUGACAAUUUUGAAGCGCUAAGUCAAAAGGCAGAGUUUAAAGAGCCAAUUAGUACUAAGAGUUAAAUAAUUUACCUAGUAUAUGUCAAUAAUGUGCUUUACAUUCAAAAUG